Molecule: messenger RNA, 2869 nt
Organism: Phodopus roborovskii (desert hamster)
Lineage: Eukaryota; Metazoa; Chordata; Mammalia; Rodentia; Cricetidae
Gene: Lrrc8c
Product: leucine rich repeat containing 8 VRAC subunit C
Exons: 3
Coding region: 252-2663 (803 amino acids)
Molecular function (GO): protein binding
Source: RefSeq, a predicted model, not a curated record
GGCUCCGCUCGCGGCUGGGGAGGCACCGGGGAGGAGGAACAGGCUGCGGAGCUGGGGCGUUAGCUGCGUCCCGGGUUGGAUCCCGCGAAGAGGACUAGGACCAAGGCGCCGCCGUGGCCGGGGCCGCAGCACUCUGGGCGCGACAAGGCAUGAGCCACCCGGAGAUCGCCAGCCACCGCUGAAUCCAACCUGGACACAGCUCGCCGCGCCCCAGCACCCUCUCUUGCGGACACGGUCGCCCCCAGAGAAACAUGAUUCCAGUGACAGAGUUCCGGCAGUUCUCGGAGCAGCAGCCCGCCUUCCGGGUGCUGAAGCCAUGGUGGGAUGUGUUCACGGACUACCUCUCAGUGGCCAUGCUGAUGAUCGGGGUGUUUGGAUGUACUUUACAGGUCAUGCAAGACAAGAUCAUCUGCCUUCCGAAGAGAGUGCAGCCUGUUCAGAACCACUCUUCUGUUUCCAAUGUCUCUCAGGCAGUCAUCAGUACCACCCCGCUGCCUCCACCUAAGCCCUCUCCAACCAACCCCACCACCGUGGAGAUGAAAGGGCUGAAGACAGACCUGGACCUUCAGCAGUACAGCUUCAUCAACCAGAUAUGUUACGAGCGAGCCCUCCACUGGUAUGCCAAGUACUUCCCCUACCUCGUGCUCAUCCACACCCUGGUCUUCAUGCUCUGCAGCAACUUUUGGUUCAAAUUCCCUGGUUCCAGUUCCAAGAUAGAACACUUCAUCUCCAUCCUGGGGAAGUGCUUUGACUCCCCGUGGACCACGCGUGCUCUCUCUGAAGUGUCUGGAGAGGACUCAGAAGAGAAAGACAACAGAAAGAACAACCUGAACAAGACCAACACUAUCCAGCCUGGUCCUGAAGGCAACCUGGCCAACGCCCAGUCUCUCAAGUCGAUUCCUGAGAAGUUUGUGGUUGACAAAUCUACUGCAGGGGCUCUGGACAAGAAGGAAGGUGAGCAAGCAAAGGCCCUGUUUGAGAAGGUGAAGAAGUUCAGACUGCACGUAGAAGAAGGUGACAUCCUAUACGCUAUGUACGUCCGGCAGACGGUGCUCAAGGUUAUCAAGUUCCUAAUCAUCAUUGUGUACAACAGCGCUCUGGUUUCCGAGGUCCAGUUUACGGUGGACUGUAACGUGGACAUCCAGGACAUGACAGGAUAUAAAAACUUCUCUUGCAAUCACACCAUGGCUCAUCUGUUCUCUAAACUCUCUUUCUGUUACCUGUGCUUUGUAAGCAUCUACGGCUUGACGUGCCUUUACACCUUAUACUGGCUGUUCUACCGUUCUCUGAGGGAAUAUUCUUUUGAGUAUGUCCGGCAGGAGACUGGAAUUGAUGACAUUCCAGAUGUGAAAAAUGACUUUGCUUUUAUGCUCCAUAUGAUAGACCAGUAUGACCCUCUCUAUUCCAAGAGGUUUGCGGUGUUCCUGUCUGAAGUCAGCGAGAACAAAUUAAAGCAGCUCAAUUUAAAUAACGAGUGGACCCCUGACAAACUGAGGCAGAAGCUGCAGACCAAUGCCCAUAACCGCCUGGAACUGCCUCUGAUCAUGCUGUCCGGCCUUCCAGACACCGUGUUUGAAAUCACGGAGUUGCAGUCUCUGAAGCUGGAGAUCAUUAAGAAUGUCAUGAUACCUGCCACCAUUGCCCAGCUGGACAACCUUCAGGAGCUCUCUCUACACCAGUGCUCCGUCAAAAUCCAUAGUGCGGCACUCUCUUUCCUGAAGGAGAACCUCAAGGUCUUGAGUGUCAAGUUUGACGACAUGCGGGAGCUGCCCCCUUGGAUGUACGGUCUCCGCAAUCUGGAAGAGCUCUAUUUGGUCGGUUCUCUGAGUCACGACAUCUCCAAAAAUGUCACCCUAGAGUCCCUGCGGGAUCUCAAAAGCCUUAAAACCCUCUCCAUCAAAAGCAACCUCUCCAAAAUCCCUCAGGCCGUGGUGGACGUGUCCAGCCACCUCCAGAAAAUGUGCAUCCACAACGACGGCACCAAACUGGUGAUGUUGAACAACCUGAAGAAGAUGACCAACCUGACAGAGCUGGAGCUGGUGCACUGUGAUCUGGAGCGCAUUCCCCACGCUGUGUUCAGCCUGCUCAGCCUCCAGGAACUGGACCUGAAGGAGAACAACCUGAAGUCGAUAGAAGAGAUCAUGAGCUUCCAGCACUUGAGAAAGCUAACCGUGCUCAAACUGUGGUAUAACAGCAUCACCUACAUUCCAGAGCACAUCAAAAAACUGACCAGCCUGGAAAGACUGUUUUUCAGUCACAAUAAGGUAGAGGUGUUGCCUUCGCACCUCUUCCUAUGCAACAAAAUCCGAUACCUGGACUUGUCCUAUAAUGACAUUCGCUUCAUCCCACCCGAAAUCGGAGUUCUGCAAAGUUUACAUUAUUUUUCCAUCACUUGUAACAAGGUCGAAAGCCUUCCAGAUGAACUCUAUUUUUGCAAGAAACUAAAAACUUUGAAAAUUGGGAAAAACAGCCUCUCCGUACUUUCACCAAAAAUUGGAAAUUUACUAUUUCUUUCCUACUUAGACAUCAAAGGUAAUCACUUUGAAGUCCUUCCCCCUGAGUUGGGCGAUUGUCGGGCUCUGAAGCGAGCUGGGUUGGUCGUAGAAGACACUCUGUUUGAGACUCUGCCCUCAGAUGUCCGGGAGCAAAUGAAAGCAGAGUAACUUAUUUUUCAUCAAAACACGACUGAAACACGCUUCUACCAAAUACAAUAUAAAGAAUUAGGUAGUCUUAAUGCCUUUCCUAUUUUAUUUUUGGUUUUUUUUUUUGGGGGGGGUGUUUGUUUUUGUUUUUCACACAAGACAAAAUGUACACAAAGAUUGAGUAAGGAGUAUGUAUUUUUUAAUAAAAAUUUAAUUGUAUUUUUCAA